Pelobates cultripes (western spadefoot toad) is the source of this 5589-nucleotide messenger RNA. NCBI's taxonomy places the organism in Eukaryota, Metazoa, Chordata, Amphibia, Anura, Pelobatidae. The record is from the annotation of a GenBank genome assembly.
AUGACCUCGGAAAACUCUCCCCUUCUUCAUUACCGCCUCUUCAGUGUAUCCGAUGGCGCUCUGGGGCCUGCAGACUCCGCCCUAUGCGGCACAGAAACUAUUACCGCAGGUCCUGCACCACGCAAACUUUCCACCUUUUUUGGUGUUGUGGUGCCCACUGUUCUGUCCAUGUUCAGCAUUGUUUUAUUCAUGAGGAUCGGUGAGUUCUCCCGAUACACGGGCUGUACGUGACCAGGGACACCAUAGAAUUCAUGCACAGUAUACUGGGGUACAAAUUGCUUUCAGGAAGGCAGGGCUCCCUAUGUGAAUAAAAAGACACAGAGGGGCGAAAUAAUGGCAAACAUUAGCAGAUACAAGAGGUGAAUAAGUCUUUAUUAAAACAAGUUACCAAGCUAGGAUAUAUUAUAAUAAUUGAACUGGGCAGGAAAUGAAUUGAUUUAAAAUGAUCGAUAAGACCCACUGACCGAUGGCUAUCAAAGAUAAAAUGUUUGUAUUACCCUGAUAAAACCGACCGACUGAUUAUAUUCAGCUUAUUGCACUAAGGAAACUUGUGGGUUUUUUUGUUUUUUUUUACUAUUUUGUGUCCUCUUAGAGCAGGGGUGGCAACCAUCGGCACUCCAGAUGUUGUGGACUACAUCUUCCCUAAUGCUUUGCCAGCUUUAUGACUAUAUGAGCAUUGUGGAGUGGUGAAGGUUGUCUACCCCUGUUUUAGAGCUCAUGUCUAUGUCUGCAGUGUCAGACUGACCACUGUCUUCUUUCUUCUUCCAGGUUUCGUUGUGGGACAUGCGGGUCUCCUGCAGUCUCUUCUCAUGCUAUUUGUGGCCUACGCUAUCAUCUGGCUGACUGUGCUCAGUGUCUGUGCCAUCUCUACUAACGGAGCUGUCCAGGGAGGCGGAGCGUACUGUAUCCUAAUCAGACUUCAAUGAAAAUGUUAUUCAAAACGGCACAGGCCGCCUCGAGAUAGGUGAGGGCCCUCUUCCCAAUGGCCGUAGUUUUAUCCUAUUUCUAUAUAUUUUGGGCUUGUGUAUGCUCUGCUCAUCAGGAUCAGGAUAUUUUAGGAAGGAUAUUUUUCAGGGAUAGAAAAAUGAAGGCACUCCACAUGUUGUAGACAACAUCUCCCCUGACGAUUUUCCAUUUUGCUGUAAGUGCAUUAUGGGAGAUAUAGUCCACAACAUUUGGGUUGGCGUACCGAAUGUUGCCAACCCCCAUUCUAGAUAAUCACAAAAUAUCGAAAGAACUUUGUUUUAUACUGGCUUCUUCCACCCCUUUCUUUCCCAUCCCUUGUCCAUCUCUACUCUGUUGUCCUCCUUGAUUGUCUCCCAGUUAUGAUCUCACGAACACUAGGUCCUGAGUUUGGAGGUAGCAUUGGUCUGAUGUUCUAUCUGGCCAAUGUAUGUGCAUGUGGAGUCUAUGUUCUGGGACUGGUGGAGGCCGUGCUUGACAUCUUUGGGAAAGGUCUGUAUGGGUUUUAUUUAUUUUUCUUUUACAUACUCUGCUCACUUGUCUCCUUUUUUAUUUGUUAAUCUACCUUAAUUGUCAUUCACACUCACAUAAUCAGUUUUUUCUCUUUUCUCAGACACGUCGGGCAUUUCAGACCCUUUGCGUGCUCUCCCCCAAGGGUACGGCUAUAACUUUCUUUAUGCUAGCGUGGUCCUCCUCCUUUGUUUGUCGGUUUGCCUGGUUGGAGCCUCCAUUUAUUCGCAAGCUUCAUUCUUCAUCUUUAUUGUGGUCUUGUUAGUCCUUUUAUCAAUUUUACUUAGUUUUGUGGCUGUAGGGCCACUCCAUGUGACCAUUCGACAUGGAGAUAACACAACUAUAAUUGGAGAAUAUACUGGAAUCAACAGCACCACUCUACAUAACAAUCUACAUGGUAUGUAUAGACUGUUUAUACCUCUGACCUCAUACUCUGUUAUUUUUAAAUCACGUGACUCUCUCUCGCUUUCUCUCAUCAGCCGAUUAUUCCUUGGACUACACUACCGGUAAUCUCAUGAACUUUGCUACAGUGUUUGCGGUUAUGUUUAAUGGUUGCACCGGAAUCAUGGCAGGAUGUAACAUGUCUGGUAAGAAACAUUUGCAAAUAAAGCGAAUUGGUGGCAGAAGUAGGUUGUUGCCUGAGCAUAGAAUCCAUUUGAAUUGGUAUAUCCCUCCCCCCCCCCCUCUACCUUAAAUGGGGAUGCAGACUAUUCCAGUAUAAUUUACCAGAAAUAAAGACACAAAUGAAGUGUGCAAGGUGCUUAAUCCCAAUUUUAUGUAAAUAAACAAUUCGUAAAACUGCUGCAGACACAAAGAGUCACAUAAAAAAUGUGAAGUACGGCACGUUUUUUUGUUUUGUAUUCCAGUUUGGUUAUUAGAUUUAAUUCCCCUCGACCCUUCUUUAAAUAAAUGUAAUUAUAAAACAAUAUGACUGUCCCUUCCAUGCACAAAAUAUUAUUAAAAAUAUAAAUUUAACAUUCCUUCCCCCAACCCAGGUACGUAUUACAGUAAAGUAAAACUCUUUGCAAUGCUUACGUAGGUUCUGAAAACCUAGAGUAGUAUUGCAAAUUCCAGUUUAAGAACAUGCAGCCGGCAUUGCCAUAAAAUAUUAAUAAAACUGUCAAAUGCUCCAUUUAUUGCUAUUUGUAGAGAAUCUGCUGGUAUGCUUACUUCCAAAAUAGCCAUCUAAAUAGCAAAUAUGCAACAAAAUCUCCUCCCCUCACUCAUUCCAUGCAACACAUUACAAACGUCAUUCUUAAAUGGAAGAACUGCUUUAUUUCAGGCUUCUAAGGAGCCCUCAGGUGUAUGCUUUGUAUAAAUCCAGAUUUUCUCUCCCUCUGGGCUGCAUUGCUAGUUUUCACAGAUCUGAAGAUAACAUGGUUAUAGCCACAACAGCUUCUGAAUGCACAGUAACAACUGAUUUAUAUCAUUUUUAUAUUUUUUUUUUAUUCUUAUUUUAAAUUUUUUUAAUGUUCUUACAGGGGAACUUAAGCAGCCCAGCCGAGCUAUUCCCAUUGGCACCAUAAUCGCUGUGAUCAUUACAUUUUUUGUCUAUUUAAUUCUCUUCCUCAUGACUUCACUGACUUGUAACCGGUAAGGCCGCACUCCAGUUUAUUACCCGCACCUAGUAUGGAAACAAAUAUACUGGAAUUAUUACUGGGAAAAGGGGAUUUUCCUAUCACUUUACCUUAUUGGAGGUUUACAAUAAGUAGUAAUACAAUAGCUACCUGUAAGAGAAAGUUGUUCCAGACCAGAAAUGACUUCGCUGAUUAUGAUGCUCCCAAAAGUUCUAUGGAUUUACUGAGUUUAGCUUCUAAAGAAAGAGCUUUGCUUUAGAUGGAACGAUGGGAUAGCUAUCCUAUAGUAACGGAGUGUUGGCCCCCAGGUCUUAUAGUAACGGAGUGUUGGCCCCCAGGUCCUAUAGUAACGGAGUGUUGGCCCCCAGGUCCUAUAGUAACGGAGUGUUGGCCCCCAGGUCUUAUAGUAACGGAGUGUUGGCCCCCAGGUCUUAUAGUAACGGAGUGUUGGCCCCCAGGUCCUAUAGUAACGCCGGAGUGUUGGCCCCCAGGUCCCAGGUGUAACGGAGUGUUGGCCCCUCAGGUCCUAUAGCAGUACUUGAGUAGCUGGCCCCCAGGCCUAUAGUAACGGAGUAGUUGGCCCCCCAGCUCCUAUAUAGUAACGAGUAAAGUUGGCCCCCAGGUCCCAGUAGUAACGGAGAAGGCCCCUGCGGUCCUAUAGUAACGGAGUAGUUGGCCCCAGGUCUGCGUAGUAAACGCGGGAGUAGUUGGCCCCAGGUCCUAUAGUAACGGAGAAGGCCCCCGUGGUCCUAUAGUAACGGAGAAGCGCUCCCCUGUGGUCCUAUAGUAACGGAGUAGUUGGCCCCAGCAGGUGGUCCUAUAAGUAGUAACUGGAGUAGUUACCCCCAGGUCCCAGGCCUGGGAGUGCCAACCCCAGGUCCUAGUAACGGAGCAUGGCCCCCAGGUCCUAUAUAGUAACGUGAGUAAAGGCCCCAACCUGCUAUAGUAAACGUGAGUGGCCCCAGGUCCUAUAGUAACGGAGUAGUUGGCCCCCAGGUCCUAUAGUAACGGAGUAGUUGGCCCCCAGGUAAUGUAGUAACGGAGUAGUUGGCCCCCAGGUAAUGUAAUAUAACGGAGUAGUUGGCCCCCAGGUAAUGUAAUAUAACGGAGUGUUGGCCCCCAGGUCCUAUAGUAACGGAGUGUUGGCCCCCAGGUCUUAUAGUAACGGAGUGUUGGCCCCCAGGUCUUAUAGUAACGGAGUGUUGGCCCCCAGGUCCUAUAGUAACGGAGUAGUUGGCCCCCAGGUCCUAUAGUAACGGAGUAGUUGGCCCCCAGGUCCUAUAGUAACGGAGUAGUUGGCCCCCAGGUCCUAUAGUAACAGAGUAGUUGGCCCCCAGGUCCUAUAGUAACGGAGUAGUUGGCCCCCAGGUCCUAUAGUAACGGAGUAGUUGGCCCCCAGGUCCUAUAGUAACGGAGUAGUUGGCCCCCAGGUCCUAUAGUAACGGAGUAGUUGGCCCCCAGGUCCUAUAGUAACGGAGUAGUUGGCCCCCAGGUCCUAUAGUAACGGAGUAGUUGGCCCCCAGGUCCUAUAGUAACGGAGUAGUUGGCCCCCAGGUCCUAUAGUAACGGAGUAGUUGGCCCCCAGGUCCUAUAGUAACGGAGUAGUUGGCCCCCAGGUAAUGUAAUAUAACGGAGUAGUUGGCCCCCAGGUAAUGUAAUAUAACGGAGUAGUUGGCCCCCAGGUAAUAUAAUAACGGAGUGAUGGGAUGGCCCCCAGGUAAUAUAAUUAAGUGAUGACUCGUACCGCUCCCCCCCAAACCCCACCGGUCGCUAUAGAUAUUAUAUGUGUAGUCGUCCCAUCCUGAACUUGUCCCAUUCAUUCCCAGGACACUGCUGAAAGAGGAUUAUGGAUUUUUUCGAUCUAUUAACAUCUGGUCUCCUUUCGUACUGAUCGGGGUGUACGCCACUUCCCUGUCUGCUUCCAUGAGCACCCUGAUCGGGGCGUCUCGCAUUCUGCACGCUCUGGCCAAGGACGACUUGUUUGGUGAGGAUAGACAGAGCUACCUGUCAUUCACACUCCUUACACAUCUAAGUUGCUGUCUGCCUCUCGGGAGACCAUUACAAUAGUUAUUCCACCGAGCACUCCAUAACAUGUCCUGCGCACCCCACUGUGCACCCUACCAUUUUUCCUGCACUUCCCUCUGUCCAUCCAUCCUCCUUCCCCUCCAUUAUUUAUCUCACUUUAGUGAUCAUCAUGCAUUCACUAUUCAUAGAGAUUUCCAUAAAUCCUUCUUAAAACGUCCCCUAUUGGUUGUCUCAUCUUCGCAUGUCCCACCAACCACCUCAGUCACUCACAUUUUCCCUCUAAUUGUUGUUUCUUGGUUCCCGUCUCCUCCGUUGGAUCUAUCCCUCCAUGUAUCCUGCUAUUCUAGCCUUCCCUCGCUCUAUUACUAGUCUGCUAACCAUUCACACCUGCUUCUGUCUCGACUUUUAUCCAUCAGGAAUAUUGCUGUCUCCAGCUAAACUUGUAUCCAAAGGAGGAAACCCCUGGGGAGCCGUGGUGUACACCUGGUUUUUGGUACAGGUUAGUCCUUACUAG